CUGAGGUGUCACAGUUACAUCUCUUGAUUGGUUCGAGAUGUUUGUGUGAAACUUUUUUUUCUGCCGCUCUGAGCUGCAGGGCCCCUUUUCCAGUUUCCAGUUGCAGUUUGCAGUUAAGAGCGACUGAAAGAGGGCAGUUUGAUCAACCCACACACAUCGUUCACAGAGACAGUGCUGUGAACUUUUAUGGUAGCUGGUUGGUUGGUGAGUCACCUGGUUGAAGCCAAUGCUCCAUCCCUUUGGACAAACCUGAGUUGAUGGUCAAUCAUCGCCUUCCUCACAGGAAACGCUGAGGAAAACGACAAAGCAUUGCAAGACCUGUGGCGGGAGGUGAAGCAAGGUGAUUGGGUGCAGCAACAACAGAGGAGGAGAGUUGGUGACAAAGAGGGAGGAAGGAGGGAGCUGAAGUAGGUCGCUGAAGGUGCAGAUCAGACUCCAGAUCAGAUCAGAACAGAACGAGAGCGAAGAAGUCUUCAGCUAUGGUGGAUGUUUGGUUACAGUAGUCGCCUCAUGUGGACCAGAUACUCCAGGGGGACACAAGACCAGCAGCAGGCCCCGAAACUUCACCCAGCCUCCAUCCUCCUCAUCAACGUAUCGCCUCUCCUACCCCUGUCCUGUCCUGUCCUGAGGUGUAGAUGAAACAUGACUGCCUCCUGGCUCAUUUGGUUUUUGGCGAGCGCCAUCUUCGUCUCCAUGGUUCUCCUGGCUGUCGUCUGUCUGAACUGCAGGAACAAAGGCCCUCUGGUCUCCAUCAGGCAAGUGAACGCCUCAGAGGAGUACAUGCCAUCCACUGAAUUCAGAAUCAUCCAUCCAUCUCAGCCGUCCACAGAUCUGAACUCCAUCCACCUUUCCUCCAACCUGCUGUCACCUUUCUCACCUUUAGCUGAUCCUGGAACUCAGCGGAGACACAGAUCCUUCACGCCAACAGAAACUGAAAGUAAUCCAAGUUAUGAGAAUCCAGCAGACGGUCCUGACUACAUAAACACUGAGAGCGAUGCAGAAGACCCCGGAUACAUAAUCGUGUUGCCUGAAGGCGAGACACCUCUGACCAAUCAGAGUCGAGCCUCGACGCCCAGCUCAGAUGUUCAGCAUGAUUAUGUGAACGUCCUAGAGAGCAAAGAGGAGAGAGACUAUCUGAAUGUGGAGCCACUGCAAUUUCACACAGGGUCAACACCAGAUCUGUCAACCCAAAGCGACAGUGAUGACGAUGAGGAGAGUGACGAUGAGGAGAACUACGUAAACGUGCAGAGUGCGACACAGACUGAAUGACCACAGUGAGCUUUUUAAAAUGCCAUCUACAUGUCUUCUUGUACCUUUAACUCAUAACAGUGUUUAUUUAAAACUGCUGAACGACUGAGAAAAGAAACUGAGGAUGAAGAAUGAGUGUUUUUCUCUCAGUUUCUGAAGAUUCAGCUGAAGGAACGUUUCUUUAACAGGCAGAGUUUGUCUGAUUUAUGAUCUGUGGCGGUUAAAAACAAAUAUUCUGCCAGUGAGAGGUUUCAGUUUUAUGACCAAUGCAUCUGUACUCUUGUCAGAUUUAAAAAGCCAUAAUAAUUAAAUGUAACAAAGUCGUAACAAACAACACAAGUCGAGUGACAUCUGGUUCCAUUAUACCAGAAAGAAGGUAGACAUCUCUACGGACAAUAUCUCCAACGCUCACAUCAAAACGAUCGAGACUGAUAAAUAGCACUAAAUAUAUGUACUUUUUGAUUUUGGGUUGAACUGUCCCUUUAAGUCCGAUUAAGAGUACAAUUUUGAAUGAAAAAUAACUGAAUUUCUUGACAAUCCUUCCAACAGUUGGUGGGAUGUUUUAGUCUGGAUCAAGAGACGAACACGUCAUCAUUGCAAAGUAGAAAACAACACAUUUCUACUGCACAAAAUUUGGUUUACCUUUUGAGGCUAAUCCUUGUUUUUAUUGCUUGUACAUUUAACUGUUAAAAAUGAUUAAAUUAACAUAGCAGGACAGCUAUGAAAAUACCCCCAAAACACAAUCAUUUCUCCUGUUAGCCUUUUCAGUCUCUCUCCAUUUAACUCUACUAAACCAGUCAGAAGUGUUCACUUCUGUAGUUUUUUAAAGAAUCAUUUUUGUCAUUGUUUUCCUCCACAGUGUGUGGAGUACGCAUGUUUGAGCUUUACUUUGAUUUACUGACAACUCCUGAGAAUGUCUUUAUUCCCGUUUUCAUGUUUGUGGUUUAUUUAUGUGUCGCUACCAUGGUUACUGUCACUGUCUCUGGAUCUGUAAUCCACUUGUGUGAACUAGAAUUCUUUUUCUAAGUAACUACAAUUCAAUUAAACAUUCACAAAACUGUGAACUCGAGUUGAUUUUGUUCCUUCAUAGUAACAUCUACUUUGUUGUUACAAACUGAACUUUUCUUUGGACAUUUUUGACACUUUAGCGGAAAUUACAAAGAAAAACAAAUCAGGCUGCUGUGGUACUCUGCUUGUGAGUUCAUAAAAAUAUGUUUUACAUUUAUGUGUGUGUUGAUGUAUGUAGAGCCAGGCUAGCCAAUUCCC
Molecule: messenger RNA, 2514 nt
Organism: Epinephelus moara (kelp grouper)
Lineage: Eukaryota; Metazoa; Chordata; Actinopteri; Perciformes; Serranidae
Gene: lat
Product: linker for activation of T cells
Exons: 13
Coding region: 643-1269 (208 amino acids)
Source: RefSeq, a predicted model, not a curated record